CCGGGCCGGGCCGGGCCGCGCCGGGCCGCGCCGCGGCAUGGGGCACCGGGACCGCAUGUUCAAGGUGCUGGUGGUGGGCGACGCCACGGUGGGGAAGACGUCGCUGGUGCAGCGCUACGCCAACGACAGCUUCAACCGGCACUACAAGUCCACGGUGGGAGUGGAUUUUGCUCUGAAGGUGGUGCAGUGGUCAGAAUCGGAGACGGUACGACUCCAGCUCUGGGACAUUGCAGGGCAGGAACGCUUCACAUCUAUGACCCGGCUGUACUACAGGGAGGCGUCAGCCUGCAUUAUCAUGUUUGAUGUCACUAACAUCAGCACGUUCAGCAACAGCCAAAAGUGGAAGCAGGAUUUGGACAGCAAACUCACGCUGCCAGAUGGGAACCCUGUGCCUUGCCUACUGCUGGCUAAUAAAUGUGACCUUUCCCCAUGGGCAGUGACAAGAGAAGAAGUGGAUCGGUUCAGCAAAGAAAAUGGCUUUUCUGGUUGGGUGGAAACAUCUGUCAAGGAAAACAAGAAUAUUAAUGAGUCUAUGAGAGUCCUGAUUGAAAAGAUGAUGUCCUCAUCCAGUGGUGACAGAAAUCCCUCUGCUUCUGGAAGUGGGGAUUAUAUUAACAUAAAAGAGACAUCUUCACCAGGCUGGACUUGCUGUUAGAUACACUUACUGCACCAUCUCCUCUGGGUCAAGCAGCAAUGUCCUUUUUUAUUACUACUUAUAAAACAGCUCUUGCUGGUAUUUUUACAUGAUAGUGAACUGUCUCCUCUUCAGUGCACACUGGCACUCAGUGAAGCAUUGCUGCAAUGAUUUUGGGGUGAGGAGCAGAAAGAGGAGAGGAGUGAGAAAAGGAUUCCUCUUCUAAUGUAGUGUCAAAUGGAAGUUCUGCUGCUAGUAAGGUAGCGCAGUCUCUAUUCAAGCACAUGGCUCAGAUUAAUGAUUUUUAAUUUAGAGCACUUCAUUGUCUCAUAUGUGGCUGCCUGUCUUGGGCAGGGGUAGGGAUGGGGAAGGAAUAUUUUAAUAGUGUUGCAUCUCUCAUUCUCCACCACGUGUAUACAGAAAACACACACGUGCCAUGCUGAAGUGUUACAGUGAUUUUUUUUUUUUUUUUGAUGCAUGCAAAGCUCAAGUAGUCUCUCUGUGCCUUCAGAUUCACAGUGUGAGAUUACACCAAACUUUACUUAUGCUCUGGAACCACAUACCUCUGUUUACAUGUCAUGGAGAGACCAAAACAUCUCCUCGUUGCCACUAACUGUCCUUAAGAUGCACAGCCAGAUGCAGAUUAGCACAAUGCCAUGUUACUGGACCUGUAAAAUAAUCGGUGUAUGAAUUUGAAUAAUUGUAUAGCACAGCCCUCAUGUAUACUGACUGCAGUGCUUGCAGCAGAGACCUCAGAUUUUCAUCAAGAAUUAUCCAGUUGCCUUAUGUUCAUUUUUUCUCACUCAACCUCUCUAGCACAAGCGUACAUACUCUGUUCUGCUGCCACUUUAUUAGGGCACCAAGAGCUGAACGAGGAAUAGGUUGUAAACUCCUUUGUAUGAUAGAACUACAGUCCUUUUCACUUUUAGAACACCCUAUAACCUACAAUCUCAAAUAGCUUUGCAAUUGCUGAUGAAUUGCCUUCCCACAAUUAUUCUGUACUGGUGAGUGAAUUUGGAAGCAGGGAUGCUGCUGGAGAUACAGCUGUCUGAAAGCCCACCUGCUGGUUUUAGUGGUCCAAGGGGGAAGCAAAGGAGAAGACUUUGCAGGACAAAAGGAAAUGAAGAGAACUGCUCCCUACUUGCCUUUUGAUCCCUGCUUUUUCCUAGUAUAUCUCCCAGGUAUUCAUCGUUAUUGAGAAUGGUUCUUGCCAGCCUCCUUCCCCUCCUCCAUCUCCUCCUCCCUCUUCCCCCCUCCCCCCCCCCAAAAAAAAGGAAAGUGAAAGCACACCAGAUAAUUAUCUUAAAGUUAAUAGGAAACUCAGUCUAUAAGCCUGUGGUUACAUAGUAUUGCAUGUGUGUUAUAAGCAUGCUAUGCUAUAGAAUUAUCUUGCCCAUGCUAUAGGUUAAGAUUUAAACAAAUGCUCUUCAAUAAUGUUUUUACUUUCUCUAGUAGAUUAAAUAAGGAGUGUGUUGAGGGGUGGAAAUGUCAAAUGACUUUUCCUAAAAGCUAAUCUGAAAACAGGACUAUAAAUUUAUUUGUCAAAAUUCAUCCUGAAUUAGGACUGCUCUUUGGCAAAGUUUCCUCUAUCUAUCUUUUAUUAUUCUAUAUAAUCUAAGGAGGGAGAGGGCAGUAAGAACAGGAACUGAUUACCUUCACUGAGUACAAAAAAACUUCUGAAUGUUUGUUCUCGGGAGCUGAAAAGGAUUGAUACAUGAACAAUAAAUGCUAUGGAAUUUAGGCCUAGUGUUUUGUUCUGUUACUUUUAUUAAAAGCUAAGAUAUCUGGGAUAGGAUUCUGUUAUGCAAAUAUUACUAAAUUCAGUUUUAUAGACACUGAAAUAUCAUUCUCCAUGAAUUUGAGUUCACUGGAAAAAAAAAAAAAAAAAAAAAAGUGAAAUAGUAUUGUGGAGAUAGUACCUGAGAACUUGGAAGUAGAACUUAUUAGCAACAAAAUGGAACUGUCCUGUUGAAUUUUACUUCCUGAAUAUAUGAAAAAGGAAGGGGUUUGGGUUUUUUUAGUCCUUUAUGGAACACAGGGAAAAGGGUCUAAUUUUUAAAAAGGCCUAUGAGAUUGUUAAGAUCUGUACAUUAUUUAUUGAUUUCUGUAUGUGCACCUCAAAAAGUCUGAGCAAAGAGUUCAAGUGUUAAAGCUGGCUUUACACAUGAAGAAACCGAGGCAAGCAGCAGAAGAUACUCUGCCCAGGACCAACUAUUCGAGUCAGUAGGAGCUUGGAACUAAUACAGAUUUUCUAAUACCUGUUUCAACAGACUAGCCACUAAGCCAUAUGUAGGAAAACAUCUUUAUAUUGUUUGUAUGUCAGUUUGCUAUGCACCAGUGUCUCUUUGGUUUUUGGAUCCCUUUAUUUUGCAUAAGUGCCUCUCAGAUAUGAGCAAAAAGCCAAAAUAAGAUCUUUGAAUAUUUGUUUAUAUUAUAUAUAAUUUCUGUUCUGGCCAGUGGUUUCCGGUACUGAUGUAUACCUUGAGGUUUUUCUUCCACACAACUUACUGCUUGUUAAUAUCCUACCAGACAUGGCAGACAAGUGUCAGAAGCUAAGCCUACACAACAGAAAGAGUCGUUGCUUGAGGUCUCUCUAAAAACCCGACCAAACAGGAAAACGAUUUGACUGUGCAAACGUGUUUUUUUCAGAGCGCUCUCUGUGGCACAUAAGGUACUUGGGGGAAAAAAAAUGCAGGCUUUCUGGCAACCCUGAUUUAGUCCUGUAAAACAAACUGUAAUUCAGAGGCUCCAUCUAAACGUGUUUUCUGCUGUGUUAGGCAGUACUCAAAGAAUGGUUGCCUCUGAAACAUUGUGCCCAGCUUGUGUUGGUUAUUUUAGUUUUUAAAACAACUGCAGGGAAAAAUCCAACCUGAGUGAAGCAAAGCUUUUAAGAAAUACUUAAUCAAACUUAAAGCUUGUUUGUGCAGACUGGUAAGAAUUUGCUUUAUUUUCGUGAUCUUCUAGAAAUAAAUCAGAAAAGCCUUGUCUUUAUUUUGGGGGAUUGUGCUUAACUAGUGUCAUUUCUUUGAUAGGAAUGACCUGUUUUGAAAUUGAAGACACUUGAUUUUUUUUUCCUUAUGCAGUGCCUAGUUUGACUUUGUACUCUUUACAUGAUGCUGGGCUAACUGUACCUAUUUCACUCUCUUCCACCUGUGUUACUUAGUGCUGUAACUCUUUAAUUUGUAUAAUAGCUUGAAAUUUUUACUGCAAUAGAACUUGAAAUCAUGAGGGUAGACUAUAAUUUAGAAAUAUCUAGUCAACAAUAUAAAAACCGAGCCUUUCUUAACUGCUUGCAGUUAUGCACAAGUAUUUUAGAGACAGGAUUCUGACUGCUGUAAAGUUGCAGUAUUAUGUUUAUAUAAAGAGAAGAAAUUGAUGGGAGGUUUUCCCUGUAUCAAUCAGUAACUAAUGCAGUAUUGCAGAAGUCUGAAAUAGAAGUUUGACUUCGCUUGUUUAGUAGUUGUCUUCCUGUCUCAACAGUCCUAACAGAUGGGUUCACAAGUCCAAAACAAAAACAGUCUUGCUGUCAACAAUAUGUACACAGCAUGCAGUGUGAACUCUCCUGUGUUGCCAACAAAAUAAAUUAAUUGUUUUCAUUGAAA
Messenger RNA from Rhea pennata, 4236 nucleotides. It is a transcript of the gene RAB29, whose product is annotated as RAB29, member RAS oncogene family. The transcript is spliced from 5 exons. Gene Ontology annotation, cellular component: lysosome; phagocytic vesicle; trans-Golgi network. The record is from RefSeq and is a predicted model, not a curated record. Bases 38 to 655 code for a protein of 205 amino acids. Gene Ontology annotation, biological process: endosome to lysosome transport; phagosome-lysosome fusion. Lineage: Eukaryota; Metazoa; Chordata; Aves; Rheiformes; Rheidae. Gene Ontology annotation, molecular function: GTPase activity; GTP binding.